UCGUUAAGCCAACAAAUGGCAAAUAAAUAAGAAUAUGAAAGAUUUGCAUGCGUCAUUAUAUGUGCAAAGAGAAGCGAGAAAAAAUAAAAAAGAAUAGAACCCAACGCUUGCUCCAAUUUGUUGGCCUGUUAAUGGAACUUGUUCGAUAUUGAUAUACUAAAUAUAUAAUCAUGGCCGACGCUGGUGCAAAGUAAUAUGUGCAAAGAUUGCAAGACUAAGUUUAUGGAAACAUGCACGGACAAAGGUUUAUGUGUUUGGCUUAAGCACGGUUGGCAGGUCCUUUAAGGCCACACUCAACAACAACAACAGCAACAACAAAAACAAAAACAACAAUGGAUUUUGGCAGCUGGCUGCUGCAGCUGGUCAUCUACUGGCUGCUGGCUACGAGGCGCAUUCAGUGUCUACUUGUGACUGACAUCAAUGUGCCACAAAUUGUUGAUUUUCGUGAUAACGUGACAUUAUCCUGCAGCUAUGAUAUAAGUGGUCACACGUUAAAUUCGGUUAAGUGGUACAAAAACGACAGCGAGUUUUUUAGAUAUGCACCACUGAUGCAGACCGUUUUCAGAAAAUUCCCGGUGCAGGGCGUGCAAUUGAUCGAUGACGGCAACGAGUGCAAUGAAUCCUCGUGUCGUGUGGAGCUUAAUUUAUUGGGCGUCAAGUCAUCGGGCGUCUACAGGUGCGAAGUGUCCGGCGAUGCGCCACACUUUAAGCUCACAGCGCGCGCCGGCAACAUGAGCGUUGAAGCGUUGCCGCAAAACAAUCCGCUCAUCAGCAGCUUUCACUCGAUGUACCGUUUCGAUGAUUUCGUCCAGGUCAACUGCAGCACCGACUUCUCCAGUUUGUUAACCAAAAUAACCUGGUACAUCAACGGUGUUCGGGCUUCCAUAUUGGAUAUGCAACCAAGUGUGGAGACAUCAAUUGCGGCGCAUGACUACAAUUUGAGGCGCAUCGUGUCGCAGUUGAACUUCUAUGCAAACGAUCCACGCUUCCAUCAGCUGCAGUUGCAGCAACUAUUACAGCAGCGGCAACAACAACAACAACAGCAGCAACUGCGCUCAAUGUCGCCACUGCGUCUGGGCCUGGAGCUGCGCUGUGUGGCAGAGAUCGAGAGUUAUCCGCAGCUAAUGAGAGAGACCAGCCUGCAGGCGCAUCUGUUUCGCGAUGAUAUCGAUCUGAAGAAUCAAAAGCUGUUCAAGUCAGCCGCGCCCGGUGUCGCUUUGCUCAGCGCUCAGCUGUUGUUGGUCGCGACAACCGCAACGGCAGCCGCCAUCAGCACACAGUGGCUCUUCAUGCCGCUAACGUUGCAGCAUGGCGCCAAAAAGUUGACCCGCUACAAAAAUGUCAACGGCAACCGUUAGUGCUGCACAUUUAGUUUUGGGUCUUUUAUUUAUGUUGGUCUGUGUAUUGGUUUUGUAAACAUUUUUUAGCUUUAAGCAACUGAAAUGCACGUGAGAAUUUACAAUUACAAUUACAAUUACAAUUACAAAUACAACUACAACUGAUAUGUAUGUACGUUACUUGAAUUAGUCUAAGUCGCGUCAAGCUAACCUGUGUAAAUAGUCUGUAAGUACGAGUAUGAGUAUGCAAUACAAUAAAAGAUCAUCAAUAAAUAUUA
Drosophila grimshawi is the source of this 1615-nucleotide messenger RNA. RefSeq lists its product as uncharacterized. The transcript has 7 exons. Lineage: Eukaryota; Metazoa; Arthropoda; Insecta; Diptera; Drosophilidae. The coding region runs from base 333 to 1358 and encodes 341 amino acids. The record is from RefSeq and is a predicted model, not a curated record.